Brenthis ino (lesser marbled fritillary) is the source of this 4455-nucleotide messenger RNA. Lineage: Eukaryota; Metazoa; Arthropoda; Insecta; Lepidoptera; Nymphalidae. The record is from the annotation of a GenBank genome assembly.
AUGCACCAUCCAGAGGUGACGAUGAUGAUAGAUAUAGACGGACAGGAGCAUGUUUUGGAUCUGCGGCUCAAUACUGACCUCGUGGCCGGAGACCACGUCAUCAGCUAUCAAAAAGAUGGUGAGACGGUUCUUCAUAAACCUACGAAAGAGGAGCUAGAUAUCUGCCAGUACUCGGGAACGGUGAGAGACAGGAAGGGCUCGUGGGCGGCGCUGUCGACGUGUCACGGGGUUAGAGGCAUCAUACACGAUGGGAAGCAAAUGAGAUAUAUUGAACCGGCGGAAGAUAAUAAAAUAGAUGCAAAACAUUAUAUUUACGACCAUUCUGAUUUAAAUACCGACUUCCAUUGUGGGUACGUUGGGGGAGUCACAAAUAAUACAGCGUAUGACCCGGAUCUCAUGAAGAAAUAUAAAGCAGAGAAGAAUAGAGAAAAAAGUAGAAUAAGUCGGUACAAACGAGAUGCGUAUGACGAAACGGAAUUACGGGGUCCCUUCAAUGCGAACAAACUAUCUCGCUACGUAGAGUUAGUUCUUGUAGCGGAUAACCGCGAGUAUAGAACCAACGGGGAGAGCAUCGCGACUGUACACAGGCAACUCAAAGAUGUGGCGAAUAUCAUCAACUCGGUAUAUGCACCAUUGAAUAUUUUCAUAGCCCUCGUCGGUGUGGUUGUAUGGAGUGAAAGAGACGAAAUACAAUUAGAGGAGGACGGCGAUAAAACACUCACACAUUUCCUUCAUUACAGGCGGAAUAGACUUGUACAUGACAUUCCCAAUGACAAUGCACACUUGUUGACACGUCAAAAAUUUGACCAUGGCGUCGUAGGGAAAGCUCUCAAAGGACCAAUAUGUACGUAUCAGUUCUCUGGGGGAGUGGCGACCAACCAUUCAGAAGUCAUAGGGCUGGUGGCGACAACUAUAGCCCACGAAAUGGGUCACAAUUUCGGAAUGGAACACGACACAGAGGCAGACUGCCAAUGUCCAGAUGAAAAAUGUAUAAUGAGUCCUUCGAGUACUUCAGUAACUCCCACACAUUGGUCCUCUUGUAGCUUACGAUCGUUGGCUUUGUCUUUUGAAAAGGGAAUGGAUUAUUGUUUAAGAAACAAACCGAAGCGUCUAUUCAACUCGCCUACAUGUGGCAACGGGUUCAUCGAGCCCGGCGAGCAGUGCGACUGCGGCCUCAACGGCAGCCCGGCGUGCUUGGCGUGUUGUCAUCCCAAGGCGUGCGUGUUGCGGGCUAACGCCACGUGUGCUGUGGGGGAGUGCUGCGAUCCUCAGACAUGUCGUCCAAAAUCAGCGGGUACCGUCUGUCGGUCGGCCGAUAAGGAAUGCGAUUUGCCCGAAUAUUGUAGCGGCUAUUCCGAGUUUUGUCCAAAAGAUGUUUUCAAAAUGGACGCCACGCCGUGUGCUAAUAACGAGGCGUAUUGCGUGAAAGGCUCAUGUCGCACUCACACAGACCAAUGUCGACUCUUAUGGGGAUCGACAGGGGAAAUGUCAGAUAUAAGAUGCUACUUAUCCUCUAAUUUGAAAGGAGAUCCUAACGGUAAUUGUGGAUAUCAAAGAGGAGACCAGCCGUUAUUCUACAAAUGUGCAAAAGAAAACGCUCUAUGCGGACUGUUGCAAUGUAAGCAUUUGAAUGAACGCCUCGAGUUCGGGAUGGAAUCCGUGUCUACAUUGAAAGCUGUGUUUAUUAAUAAUAAUGGGACCAUAUUAACUUGUCGUACGGCGAUGAUAGACUUGGGUCUGUCUGAUGUGGACCCGGGCAUGGUGCCGGAUGGUGCCAAAUGUGGGGAGGAUAGGAUGUGCCUAAACCAAAAGUGUAUAUCAGUAGCGGCUCUACAGGAACAGAUCGCGAGACGCGACACGUCCGUCUGUCCCUCCAACUGCUCGGGACACGGUGUUUGUAAUUCUGAAGGUCAUUGUCACUGCGAGGCCGGCUUCGCGCCGCCGCUGUGCGCGCUGCCCGGCCCCGGGGGCUCCAUCGAUUCCGGUCCCGCCACGGACUCCAGUAUACAAAGGAAUUUCAUGGUGGCGAUGUAUGUCAUAUUCCUCGGCAUCCUACCGUCGAUACUUCUCAUCCUGUUCCUCAUGUACUAUUCGCGACACAACGUACUCGUGUGGUGGAAGAAACCAAGGAAAACGUCUCAAUCACCGAAAAAGAACAGCUUACAACGCCGUAUUUCAAAAAGUGCUAGCAAGUUUGCUGCUAAUUUCCAAAAUAACGCUCAAAACAAUCCACAACCAGUUAAUGUGCAUACUCUUAGUAAUCCCGAUGACAUGAGCUCAAGUCUGUUGAGAAGUGACUCUGAUCAUAGUCCAGCUGGGAAUAUAAAUCCUUCUGUCAACUUCUUCGGCAAUUUUAAAGGAUUUUCUCUCACACCAAUUGAUAAAAAUCAACCACAGACUACUAAAGAGGAUAAAAAAGAUGUGCCUAAAAGUGCCAAAAUUACUCCAGUACAUAGGAGCGGGAGUAAUAGCCAAAACAUUAGCCAAUCUUUGAAACCAGUUCUUAGAUCUGCUCCUCCAUUACCAGUCGUACCAAAUACAACGAAAUCAAGUCCAAAAUCUAGUCCGUCUAUUAAAAGGACGAAUAGCUCCGUCCAGAAUAGAAUAAAAGCAUUAAUGAGUUCUGAUAAAGCUGAAGAAACUCCUGCAGUCAAUCCUGCACCCAGACCGGUUAUUUCCAGUCCGAUUCUAGAAACUUCUACUUGCACUGCUAAAGAACUGAUUUCGCCUCUUCAAGGGUCGAAAACUAUGGGGCCCAUGCGAGCAGCACCAACGGUUCCAAAUUUCUCACCGGACUUACCAAAAAGACCUUUGAGUAUGCACUCAAGUAAUGCCCCACAAAAACCUCUACCCGAGGAACCCAAGAAAGUGAAAGAAGGAAUUUCAUUGAAUAGAAUAGCGUCGUUCUUGAAACAAGAGAAACCAAAAGAAAAAGAACGAAAUCCAGUCGAAAGAAGUCACUCUCUACCCAAAAACGCGAACAAUCAGAUAAAAGUUACCAAAGUUGAUAAAGUUGCGUUGAGAAACUUGCAAAUAUCCAAUCCUAUUUUACAAAAACAAAUAGAACUACCAGUUAAUACAGUCCCUGUGGUUUCCGAUUCUGAAGACGCUGACGAUCCAAAGGCUUUUGUGAACAGGGCUCAAAGCAUGCGAGCUGCCAUAGUGCAGAAACCAGCUAUACAAAGCUUUGGUUCCAUGAGACAAGCUCCGGGCACGCCUAGGCCUUUAUCUUGUGUAGGGAGACCCACAGCUCCCCCUCCUCCUCUUCCCAAUCAAACAAAACCUAACGAUGAACAAAUAUCGAUGUAUCAAACACCCAAAAUACAAGCUGAGAUAAAGUCUACUGAUUACGUAGAUUGUAUAGAAGAAAAACCGGUACCGCUAGCUCACAUAGAUGAGGAAUCGAGCGACAACAUUUAUGCAAUCAUCGAGGAAAGUCCAGAAAAACCUUACAAACCCCUUCCCGGACAUUUACCCCUAAAAACAGUUAAGACUCCCGCAGCAGAAUAUAACGUUCCUAAAUCAAUCCCAUCCAAUUCUGGAAGUACUGAAAGUAUGGGAUUACUUGGAGAAAUCGUAAAUGAAAUACAGCAUAGGCACUUUGAUUCUAUUUACUCUGCGUCCAGUUUCGCAAGAAAAAAAGAAAAUGAAAAGAAAGACAUGGACAGUAACAGAGAUAGCACUUACAUGAAUACAGAUUAUAAAAGGCCCGAUAGUGUAUAUGGAAAUUCGGAACCGAAAUCGUCGUCGUCGACCACUAGCAGCGGUUACUUACAUCCAUCUGCUGUGAAUAUACCUACGUAUAUGCAAAAACAAGAUGAAAGUAAAGAAAUUGAAAAGCCGCCAUCGCCUACCAUGAAAGUGAACUCGAAAAUACCUACUUUUAGUAGGCAAGUGACGCCUCCGGGUCUACGAACGUCAACGUUCAAAACAGUCCCGCAGUCACCCAAGACGGUAAACAAAAGUACAGUCAAAACGAUACCAAACAGCCCCGAUUUAGUUUCUAGUUGCGCAGUAGCAGAUUCUAAAAACGUUAAAGCCCCUGACGUUAUAAAUAAUAAUAAAACGGCAGAACCCCCAAAAAUUCCGUCGAAACCUACGAUCAAACAAGCGGAUAACCGACCGCCCUUACGACCCGCCCCCUCAGUAGAUAAAAAACCCGUAAAAAAUACACCAGUACUAAAACCUGUAAACUCUUCGUCGAAUAUCAAUAAAGACAAAAAUCCGCCAUUAAAUAGAAAUACGAAAACAGAUUCUAACGUUAAAGUAUUAGCGGACAGUUUAAAUAAGAAUAGACCAAAAGUGGUGCCAAAACCGAGCACGAUAUUGCAGAAGACUGACUCAACCACGAAACCGAAUUUUACAAAACUGUCAACGAAACCGUCGAAUGUUGCCAGUUUACAACAGAAAUUCGAAAAUAGAAAAUCAUUAGGGAAAGAAAUUGCUGCAAAAAAA